This is a messenger RNA of Penicillium subrubescens, 198 nucleotides long. RefSeq lists its product as uncharacterized. The transcript is spliced from 2 exons. The coding region runs from base 1 to 198 and encodes 65 amino acids. The record is from RefSeq and is a predicted model, not a curated record. Lineage: Eukaryota; Fungi; Ascomycota; Eurotiomycetes; Eurotiales; Aspergillaceae.
AUGUUCCAACUGAAAAAGAGCAGUAACGCCAAAUUUAUCAAGGUUGGGGAGCUCAAGACUCCAUCCCUGGCCUUCCGGACAGAUGAUGUCAACGAGCAUGUCAAAAAAUCCUUCCGUUGCUUCGAUCUUCAGUCCCGUGACUCUUCCCCGCCAACGAUCCGGGGUCAUGCGAUGGAAUGGGAUGACUUGUCAACGUGA